GUCCUGCGUGGCUUCAGGUGUCGCGUCCCCGUCGGUUUCACCUGCCCAGGUCGGAGGGUCGCCCCGAGGACACUUCGCAGAACCCGAAAGGAGGCACAGAUGGACUCGGUGGUCUUUGAGGACGUGGCUGUGAACUUCACCGCAGAGGAGUGGGCUUUGCUGGACCUGGCUCAGAGGAAGCUCUACAGAGACGUGAUGCUGGAGACCUUCAGGAACCUGGCCUCCGUGGGUUCUUGCUCUCCAGUUAAAACCAGUAGAUCAAGUGCUCAUUGGGAUAUUUUGGAGACUGGACUAUGCAGUGAAGAGAAAGUAGUAAGAUUCACAAGAAAUGAUUCCAGGUCUUUUUUGGGAGAAAACUGGGCAUUUCAUAACAUGCAAGAUCAGCAUCUAACUCAGGAGAGGCGUUUGAGAAAUAAUUUGGUGGAGAGUCUCUGUGAAGGUAAAGAAGGUCAUCAAUGUCUAGAAACCCUGAACCAGAUUAUAGAUUUUACUGUGCAUAAGAGUUAUUGGACUGGAAUUCAGCCCCAUCAAUGCAUUAAGUGUGGAAAAACCUUCAGGGACCAUUCUUUCCAGAAGAAUCAGCAAAGAUCUCACCCUGGACACAAACAUUAUCCAUGUGAAGAAUGGGGGCAAGCCUGCAGCUGUAUCUCGUGCCUAAGCCCUCCCAGGGAAACAGACACUGUAGAGAAACCCGAUAAACAUCAGGAUGCUGGGAGGGCAUCUAAGAGGUGCGUGAAGAGUGACUGUAGUGAACAGUCUUUAGAGUGUAAGAAGUCUGGAAAAGCUCUCACUUGUCCCUCAUCUUUUCAGGAACAUGAGAGAGGUCAUUAUGGACAGAAAAUCCACAUGUGUGAAGUAUGUGGAAAAUCCUUCAGUUAUUAUUGCCAACUUGCACGGCAUGUGAGAACUCACACUGGAGAGAAACCCUAUGAAUGUAAAGAAUGUGGAAAGGCUUUCACUCGCAUCUCACACUUCCGAGAACAUGUGAGAAUGCAUACUGGAGAGAAACCCUAUGAAUGUAAGCAGUGUGGCAAAGCUUUCAGUUGGUGCACUUACCUUCGAGAACACAUGAGAACACACAGUGGAGAAAAACCCUAUGAAUGUAAGCAGUGCGGCAAAGCCUUCCCCUAUCUCAAAUCCCUGCAAGGACAUGUGAGGAUCCACACUGGAGAGAAACCUUAUGUGUGUAAGGAAUGUGGGAAAUCCUACAGUUGUCCCAAAUACUUUAGAAAACAUGUGAAAACACACAGUGGAGUAAAACCCUAUGAAUGUACAGAAUGUGGGAAAGCAUUCAUUACUUCCUCAUCCCUUCGAGAACAUAUGAAAACACACAGUGAAGAGAAGCCCUAUCAGUGUCAGCAGUGUGGGAAAGCCUUCAGGUAUCCCAGAUCCCUGCAAGGACACAUGCUAACCCACAGUGAAGGGAAGCCAUAUAAAUGUCAGCAGUGUGAAAAAGCCUAUAGGUGUCUCAUAUCCCUUCAAAGACACAUGAAGACACACACUGGCGAAAAAUUCUGAAUAGAAAAACUAUGGGAAAGCCUUCAUUCUCCCUUAAAAUCUUAUAAAUGGAGCAGUCACAGGAGAGAAACAUGAACAGAAAGAAUGUUGGGAAACCUUCAGCACUUCACUUAUUUUAUACUUGAAAACUCAGGGUAGACAAAAUUUUUUAAUGGAAAGAAAUAUGAAUUUUCCUUUUAAGUGCCUCAUCCUGAAUAGGGAUCCCAGUGUAUUAAUUUCUAGCUCAUGUUAACUGAUCUGAACACUUAAGAUAAUAACCAUGCCUCUAUGUUCCCAUCAUCUUUGCUACUUAUGUUUUGUUAUCUUGGACUUUAAAUAGUUAUACAGUCAUAUAAUACUUGUCUCAAUUCCAUUACAAUGUCUUUUGAACCCAGAGUGAAAGUCUUUUUGGUUUGUGGUUUUUUUCAUGUGCAACAUGGUAUGAGUUUAGAUGAAAAAAAUUUGUUUUAAUGAAUUUAUUUAUUUUAUUUAUUUUUGGCUGUGUUGGGCCUUCGUUGCUGCGCGCAGGCUUUCUCUAGUUGCGGUGAGUGGGGGCUACUGUUUGUUACAGUGUGUGGGCUUCUCGUUGUGGUGGCUUCUCAUCACACAGCACGUGCUCUAGGCACACGGGCUUCCGCAGCUGUGGCUUGUGAGCUCUAGAGUGCAGGCUCAGUAUUUGUGGCGCACAGGCUUAGUUGCUCCACGGCAUGUGGGAUCUUCCCUGACCAGGGCUCAAACCUGUGUCCCCUGCAUUGGCAAGAGAAUUCUUAAGCACUACACCACCAGGGAAGCCCCUAGAUGAAAAUAUUUUUGAUUCUUACUUUGUCUUAUGUUCCUAAUAUGUGAUCAUGAUGUGAGACCUGUGUUGUUGAAAUGUCUUUUCUGGUUCCUGAACAAUACUGGAAUUUUCUGACUCAGUAUUUAUGCUCCCCUUAGUUUAUAUUACUAAAAGGUGUAUCUUCCAUGUUUGUUACUAGUGGAUACCAUAUUUGUGUUCCUCACAGAAAUUAGUAAUUGCGGAAGGUCUUGGAAGACCUUCUGUCUCAUCUGAUUAUGUUUAUUAAUUUGGCCUCUCUUCAUUGUCCAUGAUCUUGGGUAGAAAUUGCACACAAAACAUUGAGUUAAGAAGAGCAACUUGUUGGUGUGAAGUUGAAAGCUACUAUCCAGGUGGUUCUACUGAAUUUUGUUGUCAGCUUGGGCAAGAUGGGAAGCUAUGUAUCCCAGAGUCCUUUUGUUAGUGGUUCUGAGUUAAAGUGUAGAGAAGAAAAAGAUGCGUGAGGUCCAGGGCUUCCCUAGUGGUGCAGUGGUUAAGAAUCCACCUGCCAAUGCAGGGAACACGGGUUCAAGCCCUGGUCCAGGAAGAUCCCACAUGCUGCGGAGCAACUAAGCCCGUGUACCACAACUACUGGGCCUGCGCUCUAGAGCCCGUGAGCCACAACUACUGAGCCCGUGAGCCACAGCUACUGAAGCCUGCACACCUACAGCCCGUGCUCUGCAACAAGAGAAGCCACCGCAAUGAGAAUCCCCCCCACCACAACGAAGAGUAGCCCCCGCUCGCUGCAACUAGAGAAAGCCUGCAUGCAGCAACGAAGACCCAAUGCAAACAAAAAUAAAUAAAUUAAUUAAAAAAAAAAAAGAUGUGUGAGGUCCAGAAAGCAGAAGUGAGGAAUCCAUGAUUCUCGGAUCUUUUGUACCAUUAGGAGACGGAGAUGCAUGGCAACCUGGUAGGCCUGAGUUCCAGCACCAUUUUCUGACUUCUGGCUCUGCCCAUGUGGAACAACCCCCAACCAGACACAUGUUUGGCAUUUGGGGACAAUGAGAAACACAGGUAUGGUACGAGGGAAACCCUUUUGAGUUCACUGUCUUUCUCAUUGUCUCUGAGGACCAUGGGUAAGUUCCUCUUGGUUCAGAUCUCCAGUCUCUUCACAUUGAGCUUCCCACUCUACUUGGCUUCUCAGUUUGUAAUUUUCAGGUGUUUGGAAAAUCCCAACCUUUUUUCUGUCCCAAGAUCCACAUGGGAACUGUUAGUGGCAGCUUGCAGUUCCCCAACCAUGUGGAGCCCUGAGUCCACAGUCCCCAUUUGUUGAGGUCUGCUGGGUCAGCACUUCCCCUAGUCCAAGUUUCCACAGAAAUUGCUGGUGGUGCACACGGGGCCUUUUCUUGGGAAGUCUGCAGUAAUUUCUAAGCCCCAGCCCUUGGUUCUGUUCCCAGUUUCCUUACUGGGAUCUGCUGGUGGUUUAGUGUAUAGUUCCCUAUGUAUUAGAAUUUUCCCCCACAGUCCACAUUGGGAACUGCUGAUGGCAAGUGCAGUUCUCCAUUUGUUAGGAAUGAGUCCACAGUGCCCAUCUGUGAGGUCUGCUGGUUUAAUCCUUUCCCUGUCUCUAGUUCUUUGGUUGCUACUGGUGUCCACAGCUCCAUUUCCUUGGUUACCAUUGGAUGCUGUUAAUGUGCACAUGAGGUAAAGACUAUUUGCUACAUGGGAAUUUCAGAAGCCAUAGCCACAGAAGUUGGGCAAGGGAUGCAAAGUUCAAUGCUGUUAAAGCACUUGCCACCUAACUCAGACACCCAUGUUAGGUUAAGUUGGUUACGAAAUGGGUUAGAUUGAUACUGGGUCACCCUCAAACCUCAAGAAGAUCAAUUCUCAUAUAGUGAGGUACAGCGUAAUACAUCACACAUCUUCUAACGCAGCAUCAUGUCCCUUUUAGUUAUCAGAUUGUCUCGAGAGACCCAAAAGCUUAGCUAAAAAUACAAAACCAGUAAUACAGUGGGAUCCUUAAAAUCUAAAGAAUCAAGUGUAUCCCCUUCUGGCACACUUGCUUUUUUUUAAUAUCUAAGAACGGUGGUCCCAGAAGCUGUAGAUAUUUGUAGUAAUGGCAAAAUCUUGCUAAGCUUGUUUUGUUUCCUGAGAACUUGGCUUGGUCACUGUCACGUUGGGGGCCCCAAAACAUGGCCAGACUGAAAUGUGGGUUGCACCUAACCUAAGAGACUAGGGUCCUACAUAACUGCUGUCAGCCCCCAGGGGAAUUGCAAUGCCCAUUAGAAGAACCUCUCUAAUUGGAUAAGAUCAUUUCAGAGGUGCACUCAGGAGUUCCCAAAUGAAACAAACAGAAUGGGCUACUUACUUUAACUGGCACCCAGAAGCUCCCAAAAGGCUUCAGAAUUCCAAAAAUACCUUCAUUAAAAGCUUCCUUGCAAAAAGCUAAUGAAAAAUUAAUGAUAUAAAAGGCAACAUAAACCCAACAAGUUAACAGCCUCAUAUACACCCUCAUACCUACCUUGAAAGGAGGAUCCCUCCCAGAGUUGAUGAGACUCAGAGAUUUUCUGGUAAACUGCUGCAUUAUUCUCUUUAACAGCCUAGGGGAAACUAAAAUUAAAAUAAUUUAAAACCCUAGCCAAAUUCUAGUAAAAAUCAGAGCUAUGCUCUCCACUUUCUACCCCACUCAGAACCUGCAGAUGUGAUCCUGGAAAAACUGGCAAAAUCAGCUAAAGGUGAAAAUUCUUAUCAUAGCACUCCCAAAUCUCUGUACUGCCCAGUCAAGAGAGGGAAAUAACAUUUCACAGCUGUUCCUUUCCAAAAUCCAUACCAAAUGGUUAUUGGUCCUUUCUCUCCCAGGGAUAGAUUUGGUUCCUUGCAUGUCUUGUUUUAUGUCGUAGGAACUUGGCUGGGGGACUUCCCUUGGUGGCGCAGUGGUUAAGAAUCCGCCUGCCAAUGAAGGGGACACGGUUCGAGCCCUGGUACGGGAAGACCCCACAUGCCGCAGAGCAACUAAACCCGUGCGCCACAACUGCUGAGCCUGCGCUCUAGAGCCCACGAGCCACAGCUACUGAGUCCACAUGCCACAGCUACUGAAGCGCACGUGCUUAGGGCCCAUGCUCCACAACAAGAGAAGCCACCAUAAUGAGAAACCCACGCACUGCAACGAAGAGUGGCCCCUGCUCACCACAACUAGAGAAAGCCCACGCACAGCAAUGAAAACCCAAUGCAGCCAAAAGUAAAUAAAUAAAUAAAUAAAUAAAUAGGAAAAAGAAAAAACUUGGCUGAGCUUUCUGCUUUCCUGGGACAUACAAGUUGAUGGCGCUUUCUUUGGCUCUUUUGUGAGUGACUCUAGAUAUCGUGAAGAUAAUAUAUUUUGUACCUCUUUGGGGACACUUCUUGAAUCCAAGACGUUGUUCAUAUUGCCAAAAAUAUUCACUGCUCCUGGCUGAAACCUGACACGACAUUUGAAAGGACUUAAUAACUUUAAACCAGAAAUUUGGCCAGAUUAGAAGCUGAUAUGCAGAGCCUGAAAGAAAAAAAUUUCAUUAGGCCUUUUACCUUAAGUUAAAUGUACCCAUAGGGAAAGAAGAACAUUCCAGCAAAGGUGGAGAGGUGGAGCAACGCAUGAUAUCAUUUACACUACAACCCAAUUCUUUGAGGAACUGAGAGCAACUGUACUUAUCUUAACAAAUAAAAAAAAAAACAGCUGUAGAGGCAAUCCAACAUCUAUUUCUUUUUACCAAUCCUAAAACCUUCCCUAUUUAUCUCAAAAAGCUUUUAAGUUAUCGGUCUUAGGAAGCCAGAGUCCUUCUUAGAGGAAUUUAUAUCAUUUCCCUGUGCCUUUGAGAUAAAAAAUGUUAACUCCUAAUCUAGGCCGUAUGUUUAAAGUACAAACUUCAGGGAUGUAUUUGUAAUGAGAAGUAAAAGGAAAGGGAAAAAGUUAUUUUCAACUUAGAAAAACAAGAAACCCUUAAAGUGUCUUCUAAGGUCUCUGUUUGGAUCUGUGUGUUUGUGUAUGUCUAUGAAUGUACAUUAAAGAUACGGUGUUUUUUUUAC
This is a messenger RNA of Globicephala melas (long-finned pilot whale), 6310 nucleotides long. Its product is annotated as zinc finger protein 77-like. Lineage: Eukaryota; Metazoa; Chordata; Mammalia; Artiodactyla; Delphinidae. Gene Ontology annotation, molecular function: DNA-binding transcription repressor activity, RNA polymerase II-specific. The record is from RefSeq and is a predicted model, not a curated record. Gene Ontology annotation, biological process: negative regulation of transcription by RNA polymerase II.